UCUUCAACCAGCUGUCCAGUGGUCUCGAUGUGAUUGGCAUGGCAGGUGAAUGGCUGACAGCCACUGCAAACACAAACAUGUUUACCUACGAGGUGGCGCCUGUGUUCACGUUGAUGGAGGACAUCAUCCUGUCCCGGAUGAGGGCCAAGGUUGGCUGGACGGGUGGAGACGGGAUACUUGUGCCGGGUGGAGCACUGGCCAAUCUGUACAGUGUGUUAGCAGCUCGAUACCACAAAGUCCCUGAUGUUAAAUUCCAGGGGAUGAAGUAUUUACCCCAACUGGUGAUGUUUACUUCAGAGCAGGGACAUUUUUCCAUCAAACGAUCGGCUGCUAUCAUGGGUAUAGGUACUGACAACGUCAUUCAGAUUCGCUGUGACGGAAGGGGUAAGAUGCUGGUGUCUGAUCUGGAAAGCGAGGUUGAGGCUGCCUUGGCUCGCGGUUGUCUCCCCUUUUAUGUGAACGCCACGUGUGGUACUACCGUUCUUGGCGCCUAUGACCCAGUGCACGAGAUAGCGGAUGUUUGCCAAAAACAUGGACUCUGGCUGCACGUUGAUGGAGCUUGGGGUGGUUCUGUACUGAUGUCCAACAAACACAGGCAUCUGCUAGACGGCAUUGAGAGAGCCAAUUCAAUGACAUGGAACCCUCAUAAGCUGAUGGGCGUACCUCUUCAAUGCUCGGCUAUUUUGCUGAAAGACAAAGGAAUUUUGCAGGCCUGUAAUUCGAUGCAGGCAAACUAUCUGUUCCAACAAGAUAAGAAUUAUGACAUGGGCUAUGAUACUGGGGACAAGGCGAUUCAGUGCGGUCGUCACAACGACAUUUUCAAACUGUGGCUGAUGUGGAGAUCUAAGGGAGACCGGGGAUUUGAAGACCAUGUCAAUAAAGUGUUUGAGCACGCAGAAUAUCUCAGGAGGAAGAUAAAAGGCAGGGAAGGUUUUGAAUUUGUUGUUGAAAAGGGGGAGCUGACCAAUGUGUGUUUUUGGUAUGUACCACCGAGUAUGAGGACGUUGCAGCCAGGUGUCGAGAGGGACCAGCAAAUAAACACGGUGGCUCCUAAAAUCAAGGCUCGUAUGAUGGAAUCCGGGGCGACGCUGGUGGGCUACCAGCCUCUUGGAAAUCUUCCCAACUUUUUCCGGAUGGUCAUAUCCAACCCAGGAGUGACAGAAGCUGACUUGGAUUUUUUUGUUGAAGAAAUCGAGCGUCUAGGUCGUGACUUAUAA
Molecule: messenger RNA, 1217 nt
Organism: Liolophura sinensis
Lineage: Eukaryota; Metazoa; Mollusca; Polyplacophora; Chitonida; Chitonidae
Product: glutamate decarboxylase 1-like
Exons: 12
Coding region: 39-1217 (392 amino acids)
Biological process (GO): GABA biosynthetic process
Cellular component (GO): cytoplasm
Molecular function (GO): pyridoxal phosphate binding; glutamate decarboxylase activity
Source: RefSeq, a predicted model, not a curated record